Messenger RNA from Amaranthus tricolor (Joseph's coat), 1681 nucleotides. RefSeq names its product 26S proteasome regulatory subunit 8 homolog A. The record is from RefSeq and is a predicted model, not a curated record. Gene Ontology annotation, biological process: proteasome-mediated ubiquitin-dependent protein catabolic process. The transcript is spliced from 9 exons. Gene Ontology annotation, cellular component: proteasome regulatory particle, base subcomplex. Gene Ontology annotation, molecular function: proteasome-activating activity; ATP binding; ATP hydrolysis activity. The coding region runs from base 174 to 1406 and encodes 410 amino acids. Lineage: Eukaryota; Viridiplantae; Streptophyta; Magnoliopsida; Caryophyllales; Amaranthaceae.
GAAAAACACAACGAAAAAAAAAACUCAUAAGCACUUGUGAGUUGUGAGACUAUCCAUUUCCUCUCCAACAAGCCACUUCGGUUCCCCUUUGUUUUAUAUAGGAGUAUAAUUAGUAAUUUCUUCUUUAGUAUUCACCCUCGAACGAACCUUGGCAAAUCGCGAAGUCAUCAACAAUGGCGACUGCUCUUACAGAAAAAAGUAGUCUUGCAACAAUAGGUUCCACCACUCUUGGAGAUGGAUUACGCCAUUAUUAUCUCAAACGGAUCAACGAGCUUGAACAUCUUUUACGUCAGAAAACUCUCGAUCUUAGCCGUCUUGAAGCUCACCGUAAUGAGCUUAAUUCUCAAGUGAGGAUGCUCAAAGAAGAACUAAUGUUACUUCAAGAGCCAGGAUCUUAUGUUGGUGAAGUUGUCAAGGUCAUGGGGAAGUCUAAGGUCUUGGUUAAGGUUCAUCCAGAAGGGAAAUAUGUUGUCGAUGUUGAUAAGAGCAUUGACAUAACGAAACUGACACCUUCCACAAGAGUUGCUCUUCGAAAUGACAGUUAUGUUCUUCAUCUGGUCUUACCGAGUAAAGUUGAUCCUUUGGUCAACCUAAUGAAAGUUGAGAAAGUUCCUGACUCAACAUAUGACAUGAUUGGAGGUUUAGACCAGCAAAUCAAAGAGAUGAAGGAGGUUAUUGAGCUUCCAAUCAAACACCCUGAGUUGUUUGAGAGUCUUGGUAUUGCUCAACCAAAGGGAGUUCUGCUUUAUGGGCCACCUGGUACUGGAAAAACGCUGCUUGCUAGGGCAGUGGCACAUCAUACUGACUGUACCUUCAUAAGGGUAUCAGGGUCGGAGUUGGUACAAAAAUACAUUGGAGAAGGUUCUCGAAUGGUUAGAGAACUUUUUGUCAUGGCCAGAGAACAUGCUCCUUCUAUCAUUUUUAUGGAUGAAAUUGAUAGUAUUGGAUCAGCAAGGAUGGAAUCUGGCUCUGGAAAUGGUGAUAGUGAAGUUCAAAGAACUAUGCUGGAGCUUCUUAAUCAACUAGAUGGAUUUGAAGCAUCAAACAAGAUCAAAGUUUUGAUGGCUACAAAUCGUAUUGAUAUAUUGGAUCCAGCUCUCCUUAGACCUGGAAGGAUUGACCGGAAGAUUGAGUUCCCCAAUCCCAAUGAAGAUUCUCGUUUUGACAUCUUGAAGAUCCACUCGAGGAAAAUGAAUUUGAUGCGUGGGAUUGAUCUGAAAAAGAUUGCAGAAAAAAUGAAUGGCGCUUCUGGUGCAGAACUCAAGGCUGUAUGUACUGAAGCAGGUAUGUUUGCUUUGAGGGAAAGGAGAAUUCAUGUAACACAGGAAGAUUUUGAAAUGGCCGUGGCCAAGGUGAUGAAGAAGGAUACCGAAAAGAACAUGUCAUUGAGGAAAUUGUGGAAGUAAGAACUGCAUGAAGUUUAUGCAUUUAUUUUUCGGUGUUGGUGAUUCUUCCUUCAUGUUAGUUCAUAGCUAUUCGAAUAGCUAUAACUUGAUGAAUUAUACUUUCUACUCUUGUAACUUUGAACGUUUUUAUAGAUUAUUUUGAUUUUUCCUCUAAAAGUAUUUAGCUAUGGUGUUGGAUUGUUUUUAUUUUUUAGAGAACUUUCGAUCUUAGAAUGGAUGAUCUUAUGUUAUAGCAGGCUCAUUUGGUAUAUUACAUUGGGUCCGUUCUCCAUAAA